Molecule: messenger RNA, 1656 nt
Organism: Lottia gigantea (owl limpet)
Lineage: Eukaryota; Metazoa; Mollusca; Gastropoda; Lottiidae
Exons: 12
Molecular function (GO): GTP binding; GTPase activity
Source: RefSeq, a predicted model, not a curated record
AGACCUCCACCAGAUCCUAAAAAUCUUGUCAAAAAAUCACCAGUAGUUACUAUCAUGGGACAUGUUGACCAUGGGAAGACAACUCUAUUAGAUUAUCUAAGGAAAUCCAAUGUUGUGGAUCAAGAAUUUGGUGGUAUCACUCAACAUAUUGGUGCUUUUUCUGUGAAAUUGGAAUCUGGAGAGCAGAUUACCUUCUUAGACACACCUGGUCAUGCUGCAUUUAGUGCAAUGAGAGCUCGUGGUGCUGAAGUUACAGAUAUUAUUGUAUUAGUGGUAGCUGGUGAUGAUGGAGUUAUGGAGCAAACUGUAGAAUCUAUUAAUCAUGCUCGAAGUGCUGGAGUUCCCAUUAUUGUUGCUGUAAAUAAAAUGGAUAAACAUGAUUUUGAUUUGAAAAGAACCACGAAAAAGUUAUUAGAACAAGAAAUUGUAACAGAAGAAUUUGGUGGUGAUAUACAAGUUGUACCUAUAUCAGCAUUGAAGGGAACCAAUGUUGAUCAAUUACAAGAAGCUAUUGUGGCCUUAUCUGAGAUAUUAGAUUUAAAAUGUGAUCCUGUUGGAUUAGUGGAAGGUAGAGUCAUUGAGUCAAAAACAAUACCAGUUAGAGGGAAAGUUGCCACUGCAUUAAUACAGCGAGGUACAUUAAAGAAAGGAAGUUUUCUCGUUGCUGGGACUACAUAUGCAAAAGUACGAAGUAUGUUAGAUGAAAGUGGUAAACUGAUGAUGGAAGUAUCACCAUCAAUACCUGUAGAGAUAAGUGGUUGGAAAAAUUUACCGUCUGCUGGAGAUGAGAUAUUACAAGUGGAAUCUAAGAAAAAAGCUGAAGAAGUUGUGGAAUAUCGACUGAAGAAAGAGCUAGAUAUAAAAGGGGAUGAAGAACAGCCUGUUAUAAAUAUGAAAAGAUUGGAACAUGAUAUAAGACAUCGAGCUGUCAUUGCUGAUAUCAAAGCAAGAGGUUUUAAUAAGGCCAGACAUCAUGAGACUAUGAGAGAGAUUGUGGUAGAUUCAUAUGAAGGACCUGAACUUUCACUUGUUUUAAAAGGUGAUGUUCAUGGUUCUUUACAAACAAUACUAGAUUUAUUACAAACAUACCAAUCUACUAAAUGUCGUUUGAAUAUCUUACAUGAAGGUGUAGGAGAUGUUACAGAACUUGAUGUAGAGAGAGCCCAUGCUUUUAAUGGAAUUGUGUAUGGUUUCAAUGUUACUGUACCAGCUGCCAUACAAUAUAUAGCUAAUCAGUUAUCAGUGCCUUUAUCAGUCCAUCAAGUUAUUUAUAAGUUAUUUGAUGAUCUGUUAGAAAGACUCAAUGAAAGAUUACCUGUUAUAAAAGAAGAAGAAACUAUAGGUCAAGCUACAGUUAAGAAAGUAUUUCAAUUUAAAGAUGGUCAUAAGAAAGUGAAAGUUGCAGGAUGUUUAUGUACUACAGGAGCUAUAGAGAAAGUUAAACCAGUUAAAUUGAUUAGGGAUGAUGAAGAAGUGUAUAGAGGUCAGAUUCAAACAUUAAAAUAUUUUAAAGAUGAGGUUCAGACAAUAAAAGCUGAUAAAGAGUGUGGUAUAUGUUUAAAUGAUAACUCAGUAAUGGUAAAAGAAGGUGACAUUAUACAAUGUUUUAAUGAGCUUGAGUUACCACAAUAUAUUGAUUGGAAUCCCGGAUUUUGA